AUGCACAACCGUUGAAUUUACUAUUCAGUUGAACUUGAACCGUGUAUGUGUUGAAUUAAAAUAUUUUCACGCAAGUCUGAAACGCUAUAGCAAAUUAUACAUCGAACUCUGGAACGUCGAAUUUAAUCGAAAAAUAGUUAACAUGGAGUGUGGUUGGGGUGUAAUUAUUCUGUUGAUUUUGUACAUCAUUUGGGAUGUUAACUACUUCAUACGAGUUGUUUUCACCGUUGUAUUCGGUCGGUUAUUCCAGAAGAAAGUAAAACUUACGGACACUACAUCCAUUUUAGGUUUCUGCACUUCACAAGAUGUUGACAUCUUUAUCCGCCAUAUGAACAACGCAAGAUAUGUACGAGAAUUAGAUUUUGCCAGGUUCCACUUUUACGCAUUGACUGGUUUAUAUGAAGAGAUUAAAAAAUCGAAAGGAGGUGCUGUCCAGGGUGCUUCUUCUGUGAGAUAUAGACGUACCAUUCCCAUUUUCAGUUCAUACAGAAUCGAGACAAAGCUAAUUUGGUGGGACGAGAAAGCUAUCUAUUUGGAACAGAAGUUCAUCACAUCUUCCGACAAUUUUGUUCGAGCGAUCGCUACGUCAAAACAAUGCAUUACCAAUGUUAAUGUACUGGACCUGAUGAAAAAGUUCCCUGAAUGUGUCAACCGACCAGCUGCCCCUGAAGAACUAGAAAUUUGGUUAAAUGCUAUCGAACUUUCCAGUCAGAAAUUAAGGAAAGAUAAAUAAAUGUAAUGAUGAUCCGUGUUUGUUUCAUAAUUUU
This is a messenger RNA of Bradysia coprophila, 767 nucleotides long. Its product is annotated as protein THEM6. The record is from RefSeq and is a predicted model, not a curated record. Lineage: Eukaryota; Metazoa; Arthropoda; Insecta; Diptera; Sciaridae.